This is a messenger RNA of Engraulis encrasicolus (European anchovy), 1620 nucleotides long. It is a transcript of the gene xrcc4, whose product is annotated as X-ray repair complementing defective repair in Chinese hamster cells 4. Gene Ontology annotation, molecular function: DNA binding. The record is from RefSeq and is a predicted model, not a curated record. Lineage: Eukaryota; Metazoa; Chordata; Actinopteri; Clupeiformes; Engraulidae. The transcript is spliced from 9 exons. Gene Ontology annotation, cellular component: DNA ligase IV complex; DNA-dependent protein kinase-DNA ligase 4 complex; nucleus. The coding region runs from base 94 to 1326 and encodes 410 amino acids. Gene Ontology annotation, biological process: double-strand break repair via nonhomologous end joining; immunoglobulin V(D)J recombination; positive regulation of ligase activity.
GGAAGUGACGUAGCGUAUUACCUUCUCGAGAAGUUUGAAAGGUCUGCUACAGAAGCCGAGACGUUUUGCCUGUCCCUCUCUGUAUGGCUCCAUAUGGUGAUGGACGUUAGUCUUCGUCAGAUCACUAUCGCCUCCGAGCCUGACCGCUCCUUUUUCCUGAAGGUGGAGUGGAAAGAGGACUUCGGAGCCGGAUUUGUAAUACUGCUGUGCGAUGGAGUCUCCGCCUGGACAGGAGAAGUGUCUGAGGAGGAGGUGUCACGGGAGGCCCAGGAGAUGGAGAUGUCUCGGGAGCGCUACGUGCGUGACCUCCAGGUGGCUCUGACCAACGAGGGGCCGGCCGCACCCGACUACACCUUCCACCUGACAGCUGAGCGCGGGGGCCGGGGGCACGGAAGCCAGCACGCCAGCAGCACUCUUCACCUGUCUUACGAGAAGGUGCAGAAAGACAUCUCGUUCAGGCUGGGUGCGGUGGAGCUGCAGCCGGUGCCGGAGCCCAGCGCAGUGGUGAAGGAGCUGAUCAGCCACGGGCUGCAGAGGGCUGCACAGCUGCACACCAGGAACCACAAGCUGCAGGAGGAAAACCAGAGAUAUCGACAGCAGCAGCUGCGCAUCAAUGCAGAUAUGGAGCGCUACGUGACGGGUAAGGAGACUCUGGAGAAGGAGCUGUACAGCCGCUUCGUGCUGGUGCUGAAUGAGAAGAAGAAGAAGAUCCGGGCGCUGCAGGCUCGCGUAAAGGAGCUGGAGACCUCCCUGCAGGAGGAGAGGCAGCACAGGAAACCAGCGGCGGCAGGGGCAGGCGAAGGAGAAGGAGAGGGGGGCGAGGAGGAGGGGGGUGCGGAGAGCGGAGGGAGCAGCCCCGUGGUGAUGCGGGUCUCUCCCAGGAGAGGGAGCGACUAUGGGGGCAGCACGGAGGAGGAAGAGGAAAAGGAGGAGCAGCCCUCCACCUCCGGCAUUAAACACUAUGCCAAAGACAAGUUCAGCUGUGACAGCCCCCUCAUGGGUGACAGCCCCGGUGACAUCACCGACGUGGCGCCCAAUCGUAAGCGGCGACAGCGUCACCUGCAGCAGCUGGAGGCCCAGGCCAAGAGGAUGGCAAUGGACCAGCGGCCACAACCAUCCACAAGCAGGCCAGCUUGCCUGCCUAAAGGCCGGCUGUUUGGCCAUGCACGCACCAUGAGGCAACCUCAGACCCAGGAGAGAGUGCUGGACACAGCCAUGACCAAGGCUGGAGUAGAGCAGGCAUCAGGUGAAGGAAUGAUACACAUGGCAAGGCAACAGCCAAAGCAGAGGACUCUGCUCGCUGUCCGGCACCCCCCACUAAAGUGACUCCCGACGCAGAAGACCUGUUUGACGACUUCUGACCUCAGGAUCCAUCAUUUCCCCACAUAUUUGUGUGGAAGGAUGUAUUUUUAAACUAGUCUUUUGAAAAAAAAAACAAAAAAAAAAACCUGACCAUUAAAAAGUGCUGACAACAGCUGGAACAAGUGCCAUCAUUAAUUUCAGCCCUUCCCUGAUUCUGUAGACGUGUAGAAAAAAGGUAUUUAUUUUUAAAACUGGGUGUGUAUGUUUUUUUUACUGUAAAAUCAGGAUACAUUUCAAUAAAGUAUUGUCUUCUCUUGA